This is a messenger RNA of Aspergillus calidoustus, 1239 nucleotides long. The record is from the annotation of a GenBank genome assembly. NCBI's taxonomy places the organism in Eukaryota, Fungi, Ascomycota, Eurotiomycetes, Eurotiales, Aspergillaceae.
AUGGACUCAAUCUUGAGACUCACCGAGCAAGAAGCCGCGUGGCUGAUCCCCGCCCCGAACAACGAGGCAGCAGAUGCCCGCAAAAAGAAGAAACGAUCCUCAGGGGCGUGUGCCCGGUGCAGGGAACGCAAGGUCCGCUGCGACGUCCAAGUAGCAUCCCCUUGCACGAACUGCAAGCUCGACCACAUCCCGUGCACCGUCCCAACAAAGAAGAGCCGCCAUGGUGUGCCUGUCCGAAGGCGUAAGCCCGGUGGUCAUCGCAAGUCCGAUUCAGAGACAUCGUGCCAGCCCCAGCCCCGCGACCGACGACCCAAAAGGCCCGCUGCCCGGCGAUUAAAUAUUGAAGAAACCAGUAGUGAAGGGUCCCAGAAUGGCCUCCCGACACUUGAUGACCAGUCAUCUCCCGACCCAGUGGGCAUGCUUCAAGAUGAAGCCCAGAUCCCCCCAUGGGGCCUGGCGGAGCACAUCUCACUCCUUGCGCAGGCCCCCUUUGCAGCCGCAACGGGCCAGCUUGAGCAAUGGCACGCAUCCAACACAGUCUCUCUUUCUGGAACCCAGUCCCCCUUGCCCAGCUGCAUCCGGGACCACCCAUCCACCAUAUGUUCGCGGGGUGCCGACUACCUCACCCGCUUGGGGUGCUAUUCGAUCCCCAGCGCUCGUCUUCGCCACGAGCUAAUUACAACCUACCUCCGUUUCAUGCAUCCCAAACUCCCCCUGUUCGAUCUGCCGCGAUUAUGCGCAUCCAUGAACGGACUGGGCCAGUCGUUUCAGAUAAGCCUGCUUGUUUUUCAAGCCAUCAUGUUUGCCGGGGCGGCACUUGUCAACAUGCAUCACCUGCAGCGCGAGGGGUAUAGAUCGCGUGCCGAAGCACGCAAGGCCUUGUACCACCGCGUACGGCUGCUCUACGAUUAUCGCUACGAGCAUGAUACGGUUGCGGUAUUCCAGGCACUGCUCAUUGUCACCUACAGUGCAGGGCAUAUAGACCACGGGCUCCCUACGCCGGUGGAGAGAGCCAGGCCACAGACCACGCAGGAUGUCGCUGCUCUGCCAGGCGAGCGACCAGUACAAGGCUCAACUGCAGGGUUCCCGUUCCAGUCAGAGGACAAUCCGGCUUCGCUAGAGCACAUCCUUGACAAAAUGACCAGAGAAGGCGAAAUCUCGGACGAGAUGCCGUUCCCUUCUCCAGAAAGUUGGGUUCCGGCGCUAAGUAUAUCGGAUAACUUUCCUACUUUUCCAUAA